Messenger RNA from Petromyzon marinus (sea lamprey), 8841 nucleotides. NCBI's taxonomy places the organism in Eukaryota, Metazoa, Chordata, Hyperoartia, Petromyzontiformes, Petromyzontidae. The record is from RefSeq and is a predicted model, not a curated record.
CCCGGGACUUAUGGAGGUGGCGGUGGGUGUGGGAGCCGGAGUCAUUCGCUCCGCGGACGACGAGGCAGUCGCCACGUCCUCCCUCCCCUCUCUCCUGGCCUCCCUGUGUGUCCCACACCUUUUUUGUGUUGCGAGGGACCAUCGCCGCGGAGAUGGAACGUUGGCGGAGCGGUGGAGCGUGUAACAAGGCGAGAUAGCAACUCCUGUGUCAGAUGCUGCUGGUGGUUGUGAUAGAAGCCGCCUUGUCUGUCGCUCCGACUAAAGGCCAACACUGUGGGUGACAUGUCCUCAGUGGCGGUCGGAGACUCCGCCGAGCACCCGGUGGGACCGAGCAAGGAACCCAGCGUCUCCGAAAUCCAUGGUCCAUCGGACGGUUCCAGGGCCACGCCACCCGAGUGGGCCUACGUGGAGAUCAGAGAGGCAUCCCCCGAUCGCUCGGUGUGGGCGGGCGCGCGGGGCGGCGAUGCGGCGUGCGGCUCGGGAAGCGGUGGCGAUGUAGGAUGGGGGGCGGCGCUCACGAGUGAAGGCGGCGAGGUCAAGCCCGCGGCAGAAGUGGCAACGAGCCGCGGCGGGGACAUGGGCAUCGUGGCAAGCUCCACGGACGACGAGUCCAUCGUCUAUCACGACACGCUCACGCCUGAGGAGGCGCAGCUAGCUGCCGGUCGCUACGGUGAAGAAGAUGCGCCAGACGGGACAGCGGAUUGGCGGGAUGGCAGCGAGCGCUUGCCGGAUGAGACGGCGGAUCGGCGGGACAAUGGCGAACGCUUGCCGGAUGAGACGGCGGAUCGGCGGGACAGUGGCGAGCGAGUCCCGGAUGGGAUGGCGGAUCGGCGAGACAGCGGCGAGCGCGUGUCAAAUGGGACAGCGGAUCGAUGGGACGGUGGUGAGUGCACGCCAGAUCAGAUAGCGGACCGGCAGAACGGUGGUGACUGCAUGCCAGACGAAACGGCAGAUCAGCGGGAUGGCAGUGAGCACACUCCAGAUGGGAUGGCGGAUCGGUGGGACAGCGGUGAGGAACUGGAACAGAGUGAAACGGCAGAUGCCUUCAAUGAGCACUUGAGCGGUGCUGCCCGUGCGAGUGAUGGCGAUGCUCCAGCAGAAGAUGGAGUCAGUGACAGAAACUCAAGCGGGGAAGCAGUGGCAGUGCAGGAUGUCUCGCCUGACUCGCCCGACUCACCCUCGCUCGACUCACCUUCGCCUGACUCGCCCGACUCACCCUCGCCCACCAGCUCGGCGGAGCACGAGCCGAAUCCCGCGCGCGGAGAGGCAGGCGACGCGAGCGAGGUGAACUUCAUCACCACGCACGAGAUCAACAUCGGCGACCCAGAGCGGCGCCUCGGAAGCCAGGACGUGUGGCGCUUCGCGAGCGGCGAGCGCUGCAGGACGAGCCGCGAUGCAACCCGAACCCCAGAGACGACGGUGGGCGGCGCCGGCACUGGUGCGUCGCCGGUGCCGGCACGGGACUCGGUGGCGGGGGCAGCGGGGGGCGAGUCCGUGCACGAGAGCUCCGUAACGUGGGUGCCCACCUCGCCGCUGUCGGCCGAAGAGCCACGGGAUUAUUACAUCACCGUGGAAUGCCGUCGCCUGGCGGAGGAGACGCGCAGCGGAGGGGCAGAGAAGAUUGAGAAUUGUGUAGGGGGCGGGAGAGGCAGCACGGGGGAGCUUGAGGAGGCGGCAGGCGGCCCCAUAGAGGUGGUCAGCCCCGGCUACGGCGGCGACGGGGCCGAGAAGGGAUGUCGCUCGGCGCUUCUGGCGACGGACGGAUUUGAGUGGAGGGCAGAGGAACAGAAGCUGAGCAUGAGCGCCGAUUCAUCCAGCGAGGCCAGCACCGCCGCCAGCUCACCAACUGUGGGCGGCCUAGAUGAAGACGCAUGGAUGGUUGGCGACGCCGGUUGCGGGAAGCUGUUGGUGUCAGAGUUUGUGUCGGUCACACCGCCAGGCGUCACCAUCGAAGAACUCGAUGACGACGACGAUGGUGCCGACCAAUUCGGAGGUUUCGGCAAAAUUCCCACGGACGUCAUCUGCUGUGACCCCACUCGUGGCAGCGGAGAAAUGUUCGCCACCGCCGCUGAUGAUCGAAAAGAAAAUGCUCGCGGGGGCCGCGACGAUGACGAGGGUAGCGGGCCGAAUCCCCCAUGUGUGGGAGACGUCACGCACAGUGGCGUGAACGGCUACGCGAGUGACGCUUCCAGCGGCGGGGUGGAUGACGUGGACAACGAGGUGCGCAGCCUGACCGCGAAGGCCUUCCGGAGCCUGUCGUGCCCCUAUGAGCCAUACCCGGAGAAGGCCGUGCCGGCGCCCGGCUCACCCAUCGACGCCAAUCCGGGCGCCAUCUGGUUUCCAGAUGACGACAUUUCACUCAACCGCUGGCCGACAUACGUCGACUUGGGGCGGCGCGACGAGGUAAUGGUCAACGUCGCAUCGGAUGCCGGUGCUCGCGUGGCUAAUGGGAGAAUCAUCACGACGGUGACGCGGGCCGAUGGGACGUUUGCGCGGUGCAGCGGCAGGUCUGCGUCGAGCGGGAGGGAGAACGUCAGGGGCGGCGGCGGUGGCUCGGAGCAGACCCAAGUGACGGGCACCGUGAUGAAACGCUCCGUGGUGUUGAGACAGAAACAGGAGUUGCAUCAGCGGCAUCAGCAGCAGCAGGCGGCUGUGGUGACGUUGGAGAGGGAGUUUGAGAAUUCACAAGAGGACACAGUGAAGAUGCACAUCGAGGACAACGUGACGUUCUCGUGCAGCAUGCACUCGCACACGCAGGAGAAGAGAAGUGCCUGCUACAGCGGGCAGCAGCAGGAGCAGGAGCAGGUGCAGCUGCAAGUGCACCAUCAGCAUUUCUCACAGAGCCGACAAACGUGGAGCAGCAAUGAUGCGAGCGAAGUCAACGCCGCGCACGCCCCGGACGACAGCGACGCGGACGCGGCGGCGCGCACGACCAACGGCAAGCCAGCCGGUCACGCCAAGCAGGCAUCCAGCAUCCUGAAGAACGUCAUCUCAAAGAAGAUGCAGCUGGAGCAGGAGCUGAGGAUGGAGAGGGGGGAGUUGAGAGACACGAGCAUGACGGUGGAAUGCGCGGAGUUGCGAUUCACCGGCAGAGUUGCAGGAAUCGACGCCACGGCUGUAAAUGGUGAUGGAGGCGACCCAGGCGAGGGACAAGAUUGCGGUGGGUUUGCCAACUCUGCAGGAGCGGAUGUGUGUUCCGGUUCUGCGCCGCACGAUGAGACGCAAGUGGAGCCGGCGAGCCGUCAUCAUCCUCAUCAUCGUCAUCGUCAUCGUCAUCAUCGUCACACAGCGGAGGUCGAGGAUGGAAAAGAUGACAGUGCUAAGAUGAACAGGGUUGAGAAAAAGGGGAAUGGCCAGGGGAAUGGACAGGAGAAUGGACAGGGGAAUGGACAGGAGAAUGGACAGGAGAAUGGGCAGGGGUAUGGACAGGGAAAUAGACAGGGGAAUGAACAGGCAAAUGAACAGGGGAAUGGACAGGGGAAUAGACAAGGGAAUGAACAGGGAAAUGAACAGGGGAAUGGACAGGGGAAUGGACAGGGGAAUGGACAGGGGAAUGGACAGGGGAAUGAAAAGGGGAAUGAAAAGGGGAAUGAAAAGAGGAAUAAACAGGGUAAUGAACAGGGUAAUGAACAGCGAAAUAAACAGGGGAAUGAACAGGGAAAUGAACAGGGAAAUGAACAGGGGAAUGGACAGGGGAAUGGGCAGGGGAAUGGACAGGGGAAUAAACAAGGUAAUGAACAGGGAAAUGGACAGGGAAAUAAACAGGGAAAUGAACAGGGGACUGGGCAGGGAAAUAAGAGGAUGCUGGGAGGCGAAUUGAGCAUGGAUACGAAUGUUCGGGGUAAAACUAAAGCUUCAGAAGGACAGACGCGCAGCACAGGGAAAUCUAAGAGAGGCGCCUCUGGAAAAGCGACGGUGUCGAGGAACAUCUUCCUGCACAGCGAGCACAGCGCGUUUCGCUCGUGGAGGCAACGACGCGGGGAACAGCGGCACGGCAAGGAGCAGACUGUAUCGCUGGCACAGGUCGUGGUGCAAGACGCGCGGCAGCAAACGAUCCAAAUCGACAUUCCGCACCGCGGCACCGGGAGAAGGAAUGAAAUCGCCCUCCCACCAGAAGAUCUGCACGGGAAGAAUGAAUACUGCUCCUUCGCUGGCCCUGAAGAGAAGGCAGCGCCCGCGGCUCCACGCGUUCGGCAUGGCGGCAGCGGCGCUUGCUCCGCCGCAUCGCCUGAGCGCGAUGUUGGCACGGGCAGUGGCGACAAUGGUGGGAAACGCGCGGACGGCGGCAGCGCAUGUGCCACGCUGCGGGCCGAGGUGCGCGUCGAACGCGCCGAUGACGAUUGCGCCAAGCGGCCGAGAAGCGCAUCUCAGGACGACAAUCGAGACUCCGGCGACCGCCGACCUCCUCCCGCAUACGCCACCUACAAGAGCAACAACACGCUUUACAUCGGCGACACGACCAAGGCCGUGGUGAUGUCCUGCUCCCCCGAGAUCAAGAUCAGCCUGCGGAAGACAGGCAGCGAUGCCAAGACAAGCCCGUUCAGCAUUGCCAAGCUCUUGACGCCCAACAUCGCCGUGGAGCCAGCCGCCCAAAAAGCCCCCGGAGCGGAGGAGGCUCAGACGGGCGAGACAAGGCCCACGGCGAGCUACACGCUCCCGGCCAUUUUCAAAAUCGAGCCAGUGGAGAUGGCAAUGCCGGUGAGAGUGGAGGAGAAACCAAAGUUCCAGGCACCGCUCCACCAGGUGCGUGACGUCCGCAAGCUCGUCAAGAGCACGUACCCGACUGCCCGUGUCGAGCCGAGCGAAGUUGUGGGCUCCCACCGCGGGCCGGCGAUGCAGACGGUGAUGCAAAUGGGAGGGGCAGCCGCAGUGGCGGUGGCGGUCUCGGGACUGGCGGAACGAGAGCGGACGAGCCAGCUACAGCCCGUGAACUUGCAGUCCAACGCGGGCCGUGAAAUCGGGGCCAUACUGCCGCUCGUCAUCAACUGCAAGUCGAUCACGAGGAAGGAAGGUGGUGAGGGCCAAGACGCUAACAGUAAUGACGGAGGGAGCAAUUGCAGCAGCAGCAGCGUCAGGCCGGUGGUGAUACCGGCGGCGGCGGUGGUGGCGGCAGUGAGGGAGGUGGAGAAGGAGUGUAAGCGGGAGAGCGAGCCGCCACCCUACCGUCUCAUGGCCAAGUCUUCAGACACGUCGCCGUCUGUUCAGCUGGACCACCCGGCGUGGCCGCCGUGCUCCCUGCUACGGACACCGAAGCUGGAAGAGGUCAAGAGGCCGGCAACAGUCGCUGAGGCUGACGUGCUCGCUGACGGUGAUGGGCCCCAAGGAGGCCACUCGCUGGAAGGCGCGCGGCACGCUCCCAAAAGCCGGCAGGCAGCGGAGAUGCCAUCAGCAGCGGCGUGCUCCACGGGCAACACGUGCUUGCCGCGUGAGCAGAAUGAGGGGAAGAGACAGCAGCAAGGUGCCCAGGGCCCCGCGCAGGGCAGCCACGUCCAGUCGCUCAUCGCGUCCCUCGAGGAGGGUGCCAAGGGGAAGCUCAGAUCUGCUCCAGUGGUGGAAGAUAGCGCGGCGGAGUGCGACGGGAGACCGAGUUCCGCGCUAGAAAGGUCGAGUCGCCAGCAGCGGCCUGAGCAACGGGAGCAGCUGCAGGCGCGGCCGCAACCGACACAAGAGCUGCCAAAACCACAGCAGCCAAGUGAAAUUUUCGACGCCACAAGCCGAGAUGUGCCAGAGGAAGCAGAUUCUUGUAAAGACGGGAAUAAGCAAGACGAAAAACCGCCCGACGUGUUUCCACCGAACGACGGCAGAGCAGAGCUCCCGCACGCCGAUGGAGAGAAAGCGGUGGAAAAUCUCAAGGCGCAGUUUGCGCCGAGGCCGGUAGUGACCCAGACGAGGGCUCUAUUUGCAAGCUCUCCCUCACCAGCGUGCAGGGUCCGGUCCUCCUGGCAGAGCCAGAAGAUCACCAACAAGGUUCCGCAGCCGUUCUCCACCAUGCGAACGACGUCGGCCUCCGCGGUGCUCUCGGGCCUCAGUGGCACUACGGUGCUCGGCGCGCAUGCGGGAGACCAGGGCCAGAAGAUGGUGAUCCGAUCGGUGAGGCCGCCGUGCGCCGUACGCAUGGACGAAGCCAAAAUGGGGAACCUGGCACAGGAAAAUUCUCUCCAACAGCAGCAGCAGCCAGAGACACCAGGCCAAGCGGCGGCAGAUAGCGAAUACUACCUGACGCUGCCAACUAUGUUGGAGAACGGCGGAGCAGCCAACUCCCAGACGUGCCUGGACAAGGAAGAGCCGCUGGUGACUACGCCGCCCAAAGUACCGCCAAAGACGUACAAGGAUUUCAGUCAGGCAGGUGCCUUGGCCGGCAGCGGCGUCAGGCCGCACCCACUGCACCAUCACCUCCAACACCGGCGCCAGCCACCGAGAUCCUCCUCGAGCGACGAGAGAGUGAAGCGUGGCUCGAUCGAUAGCAGUGGGGCGAGCGCGAGCGGCAAAAGCACCCCGAGCCCGAGCCCCGUCUUCGAUUUCGGAAAAACUCAGAAGCCGGCGGUCAUGCAACCGCUGAUGUGCCCUCCAUCGCCAAUGAUCCUGCAGCCCAUGCAGUGCCCUGGUUUCCCUGGUGCCGUGCCGGCGCCAAUGCUGGCGCAAAACCACGGUGUGCCAUCGUGUGAGGGCUCAGAGAUGCCGGCGCAAAUAUCCUACGUGCAGCUGCCCGCCGUGCAGGCGCAACACAAGAUGCUGAUCGACCCAGAGACGGGGCAGUGCUACUGGGUGGAGACGCCGCCGCAGCCUCAGCGCAAGAGGCUUUACGACCCCGAUACGCAGCAGUACGUGGAGGUGGCGAUCCCCCCGCACGGCCUGGCGAUGCCCCCCAGCGCGGGUGGGGGUGCAAUGUACGCUGCGCCACCACAGCUCAUGCUGGCGGCAUCGCCACACGUGCCAUACGGGUCGGCGUUUGUAAUGUACCAGAGCGUCAUGCCCACGCAGAUGGCGGCAACGGCGUCGCCCGGCUGUGAGUAUUCCCAGCAGCAGAUGCAGAUGAUGCAGCUGCAUAUGAUGCACAAAAGCCAGCAGCAGCAGCAGCACUAUCUCAGCCAAAGUGUGCACGGCAUCUCUUCAGAACCGCAGAGCCCUUUGGACAAACCGCUCUUCAAGGCCGCUCCAGACGAAGUCAGUGCUGCCAACGACCGGCCGUACUUCCUCCCAUCGGGCAUGGUGCUGGCCCAACCCCAGGCCGUGUACACGCUCCCGGCGACCUCGGCCGGCGGUCAGCCGGGCGCGGGCGUAGACGCCAACCUGCCCAAGGGCAGCGGCGUCGCCUCCGAGUCGCCACCGACGCAGGGCCCGCGCAUUGUGGCGCCGCCCCUAUUCGACGGCACGAUGAUGAGCUUCGUGGUGGAGCACAGGUGAACGGGUAGCACGGGGAAGGACCGAGAGAGAGAGGGAGCACCGCUGAGUGGCCGCUGAGAUUCCUGGACAGAGCUCGGUGAUGCAAAUAAAAAGAUCGCCCGUGUAGCCUUUAACAGACUUUUGGGGCAAAUGCUGUUGGCUAGCACUUACGAAGGCCGUACACACGGGGACACACACGCGCGCGCAUGCGUCUUCCAAGCUGAACGUGGGAUGCGUGACUCGCUCAACUUGCACUCGGGCCCUGCGGUAUGACCUUGCUUUGAGAGUGGGGUGCAUAAACAUUCGGCUGGGGCGGGUGCAUGAUGCAGCCAAUGCUAAGCAAACUUUACACGUUGAACGCUAAACACAAGGAGUACCGACGCGAUCUGCUUGUUGUCUCUCGUGCCUUCUCCCAUGCCACAUGUGUAUAUGUUGUAACCACCACGUUUUUGACUCGGCAGUCGGAAUUCUAGAACUGUGGUCCCUUGGCCUAACGAUGGCUCGUCCGUACCACUUGGGGUGGCAAAUGAUACCGAUGAUUUUACGGAAUAGCAUUUCACCUCCAGAUCGGAAAACAUUCACCAAGCGAAAUUGCCGCGCCAGCUUCGCUCGAGACGUGCCGUUAGAGACAGGAUGGCGGCGGUGGUAAUAUUGAAAGAAAACAAAAAUGGAAUCGUAAUCUAACGUGAAUUAUCCGCGGAAAAUCAACACGGAGCGCGUCUCGAACUUAGACGGCGUGUACACCGGUAAGCACUGCCCAUGGUGGACACUGCCCGUAGUGGGCACUGCCCAGGGUGGACACUGCUCAUGGUGGACACUGCCAAUUGGUAGCGUUUACCUCCCCACCAAGUGAUACCCGCUCUUGCGGCUUUUAACCAUGGGGCCCGAGACGCGGUGAUUAAAGCCGGCUCGCGUCGCCAUCGUCGCCAAGGCACCGUAACCUUUGUAUUUUCUUUUCUUUUCCAACUCCUAUCUUGUUUUGUUCACUAUAUAUUUGAAGGGUUAAACCCCAAACCCGUUUCACCCCCCCCCUCCUCACCUCCACGAGUGGCCUGCCAAUUAGGCUUCAGAUUCUCAAAAGGACGAGGUUUUGGGGGAACCCGCAUUGCUAAGACUGCUGCAGCCUGCAUGCGAUGCCUGCUGACGUGAGACCACGUCAGGCCAUUUAGGAUGCGGGAUCCAUGACCCCGUGUUGCCGUGUAUGUGCGUGUGACACGUUUACUCGUUGUUUCCGGGUUAGCCGGAACGGCACUGUGUCAGGAAUUAUUCGGGCCAUGCUGAUACAUCCAUUUGCCCGCCUUUUUCUGUCCUUAUGAGUCCACGCAUCUCGUUUGUUUGAUGCGCCCCGCUCGUACGAUUGUGGCCAUGCAACCCAAACUAUGGACCACAGAGUAAACCCAUAGAGACUCAUAGAGAUACACAAGAGGCACACAGACAGCCCAUACAGAUACAUAUAGA